Molecule: messenger RNA, 678 nt
Organism: Ascoidea rubescens DSM 1968
Lineage: Eukaryota; Fungi; Ascomycota; Saccharomycetes; Ascoideales; Ascoideaceae
Product: 40S ribosomal protein uS11
Exons: 2
Coding region: 63-497 (144 amino acids)
Biological process (GO): translation; ribosomal small subunit assembly; maturation of SSU-rRNA from tricistronic rRNA transcript (SSU-rRNA, 5.8S rRNA, LSU-rRNA)
Cellular component (GO): ribosome; cytosolic small ribosomal subunit
Molecular function (GO): mRNA 5'-UTR binding; small ribosomal subunit rRNA binding; structural constituent of ribosome
Source: RefSeq, a predicted model, not a curated record
CUUAUAUUAACAUUUUGUUAUUUUGAUAUUUUAAUAUUUUACAAAAUACCAUAAUAGUCAAAAUGGCUCCAAAAAAUGAUAAUGUUACUUUAGGUCCACAAGCCAGAGACGGCUCCCAAGUUUUUGGUGUUGCUCGUAUUUUCGCUUCAUUCAACGAUACUUUUGUUCAUGUAACUGAUUUAUCAGGUAGAGAAACCAUUGCUCGUGUCACUGGUGGUAUGAAAGUUAAGGCUGACAGAGAUGAAUCUACUCCAUAUGCUGCCAUGUUGGCUGCCCAAGAUGUUGCUGCCAAAUGUAAAGAAGUUGGUAUCACUGCUGUUCACAUUAAAUUAAGAGGUACCGGUGGUACUAGAUCCAAGACUCCAGGCCCAGGUGGAUCAGCUGCUUUAAGAGCAUUAGCUAGAUCAGGUUUAAGAAUUGGUAGAAUUGAAGAUGUUACCCCAAUUCCAUCAGAUUCUACUAGAAAGAAGGGUGGUAGACGUGGUAGAAGAAGAUAAUCUACUCGUUUAUUUUCUUUUGUUCCACUAUCGUAUAUUAAAUUUAUUUGUUUAUUAGGAAAAUUAUAUUGUUUAAUAUAAAUUCAUUAAUGUCAUAAAUUUUUAUCCAUAAGAGUAAUACAUUAAGAAAAGCGAUAAGUAAUAAAUAAUAAAUAAUAAAAUUAAGAAGGAUAACGGAUAA